UUCACGGUGCAUGGACGGAAAGCCAAUGCGCAGGUGUACCAGUACUCGACCAGGAGAGACCGGAAUGGACGUGACUAGCCGUUGCACACUUGGAGAUCCUAACAAACUGCCAGAAGGGGUGCCGCAGCCUGCUCGCAUGCCCUACAUCUCUGACAAGCACCCUCGACAAACUUUGGAAGUCAUCAAUCUUCUCCGGAAGCACCGGGAGUUGUGUGAUGUGGUGCUAGUAGUCGGUGCAAAGAAGAUCUAUGCCCACAGGGUGAUUCUGUCAGCCUGCAGCCCUUACUUCCGAGCCAUGUUCACUGGGGAGCUGGCAGAGAGUCGGCAGACAGAAGUAGUGAUCAGAGACAUCGACGAAAGGGCCAUGGAACUGCUGAUUGACUUUGCGUACACCUCUCAGAUCACUGUGGAAGAGGGAAAUGUCCAGACCUUGUUGCCCGCUGCUUGCCUUCUCCAGCUGGCUGAGAUCCAGGAGGCCUGCUGCGAGUUCCUUAAGAGACAGUUGGACCCUUCCAAUUGCCUGGGCAUCCGAGCUUUUGCUGACACUCACUCAUGCCGUGAACUGCUGAGGAUUGCUGACAAGUUCACACAGCAUAACUUCCAGGAGGUAAUGGAGAGUGAGGAGUUCAUGCUGCUUCCUGCCAACCAGCUCAUAGACAUUAUAUCCAGUGAUGAGUUAAAUGUUCGCAGUGAAGAGCAGGUGUUCAAUGCAGUGAUGGCCUGGGUGAAAUACAGCAUUCAGGAAAGAAGACCCCAGCUGCCACAGGUCCUGCAGCAUGUCCGUCUACCGCUGCUGAGUCCCAAGUUUCUUGUGGGUACAGUGGGCUCUGAUCCGCUUAUUAAGAGCGAUGAGGAAUGCCGGGAUCUAGUGGAUGAAGCUAAAAAUUAUCUGCUGUUGCCCCAAGAGCGGCCGCUGAUGCAAGGACCAAGAACUAGACCGCGCAAACCCAUCCGCUGUGGAGAAGUGCUCUUUGCAGUGGGAGGCUGGUGUAGCGGGGAUGCAAUUUCCAGUGUUGAGCGCUAUGACCCUCAAACCAAUGAGUGGCGGAUGGUGGCUUCCAUGAGCAAAAGACGCUGUGGUGUUGGAGUCAGUGUUCUGGAUGACCUCCUCUAUGCUGUGGGAGGCCAUGAUGGUUCGUCUUAUCUUAACAGUGUAGAAAGGUAUGAUCCGAAGACCAAUCAGUGGAGCAGUGAUGUGGCACCAACCAGCACCUGCAGGACCAGUGUUGGAGUAGCAGUUCUUGGGGGCUACCUCUAUGCUGUGGGUGGCCAGGAUGGUGUCUCUUGUCUCAACAUUGUGGAAAGAUAUGAUCCCAAAGAAAACAAAUGGACUCGAGUGGCUUCCAUGAGCACCAGGCGCCUGGGAGUGGCAGUGGCUGUGCUAGGGGGCUUCCUCUAUGCUGUGGGAGGCUCUGAUGGGACUUCUCCUCUCAAUACUGUGGAACGCUACAAUCCCCAGGAGAACCGCUGGCACACAAUUGCACCCAUGGGGACGAGGAGGAAGCACCUGGGCUGUGCGGUAUACCAAGACAUGAUAUAUGCUGUGGGAGGCAGAGAUGAUACGACAGAGCUCAGUAGUGCUGAGAGAUACAACCCUCGAACCAACCAGUGGUCUCCUGUUGUGGCCAUGACAUCCCGCCGGAGUGGAGUUGGCCUUGCAGUGGUGAAUGGACAGCUGAUGGCAGUGGGGGGUUUUGAUGGCACAACAUACUUGAAGACCAUUGAGGUGUUUGAUCCAGAUGCUAACACAUGGAGGUUGUAUGGUGGGAUGAACUAUCGGCGGCUGGGAGGAGGAGUAGGUGUUAUCAAAAUGACACACUGUGAAUCCCAUAUAUGGUAAGCAUCAAGAGGGAGGGAGACCCCUUGGUUCUCAUUCCUAGAAAAACUGAAGAGACUUGUUGACACUGGACCUCUUUGCAGCUCUAGUAUGAACGGUCUAGAUCCAAUGUAACUCUU
Messenger RNA from Gavia stellata (red-throated loon), 1956 nucleotides. RefSeq names its product kelch like family member 20 (gene KLHL20). Bases 11 to 1840 code for a protein of 609 amino acids. The transcript has 11 exons. Gene Ontology annotation, molecular function: protein binding. NCBI's taxonomy places the organism in Eukaryota, Metazoa, Chordata, Aves, Gaviiformes, Gaviidae. The record is from RefSeq and is a predicted model, not a curated record.